This is a messenger RNA of Trichoplusia ni (cabbage looper), 2125 nucleotides long. RefSeq names its product trifunctional enzyme subunit beta, mitochondrial-like (gene Mtpbeta). Gene Ontology annotation, biological process: fatty acid beta-oxidation. The record is from RefSeq and is a predicted model, not a curated record. NCBI's taxonomy places the organism in Eukaryota, Metazoa, Arthropoda, Insecta, Lepidoptera, Noctuidae. Gene Ontology annotation, molecular function: acyltransferase activity, transferring groups other than amino-acyl groups.
UGUGGCUGACAGGUCAGAGUCCAACUUUCUUAUAAGUUUAUUAGAAGUUUUAAUAGAUAUUUAUUGUAGUUAUUAAUAAGUAUUAAUUGUUGUAGAAGUCUCCGUCGUGUCCAGUGUUAAUCGGCUUUGUGUUUCCGGCAGCAAUGGCUUCUCAAAUAUCGAAAUCUCUAUUAAAAGUAUCCCACGUUAGCUCGACGGCUAAAUUCGACACAGCCAGGCGAGCUCUGAGUGUUGGAGCUGCCCUCCAGCAGACGAAGAAGUCAUUGCCUGACCGCACUGGAAAGAAUGUGGUCCUUGUUGAUGGUGUGCGAACACCAUUCUUGCUUUCUUUCACCGAUUAUGCCAAGAUGAUGCCUCAUGAACUUGCCAGACAUUCCUUGUUAGGUCUUCUCCAAAAGACUGGCAUUUCGAAGGACCUGAUCGACUACAUCGUGUACGGCACGGUCAUCCAGGAGGUGAAGACUUCGAACAUCGGUCGCGAGGCCGCCCUGGCCGCCGGCUUCAGUGACAAGACCCCCGCGCACACCGUCACCAUGGCCUGCAUCUCGUCCAACCAGGCUAUUACCACUGGUGUGGGUAUGAUCGCGGCUGGUGCGUACGACAUCAUCGUGGCGGGCGGCGUGGAGUUCAUGUCGGACGUGCCCAUCCGGCACUCGCGCAAGAUGCGCUCGCUGCUGCUGCGCCUCAACCGCGCCAAGACUCCCGCGCAGAGGCUCUCGCUCAUCGCCUUCAGACCCGACUUCUUCGCUCCUGAGUUGCCAGCUGUAGCGGAGUUCUCGUCUGGCGAGACGAUGGGUCACAGCGCGGACCGGCUGGCGGCCGCGUUCGGCGCCUCGCGCCAGGAGCAGGACGACUACGCGCUGCGCUCGCACAAGCUGGCCGCCGAGGCUCAGCAGAAGGGCUACUUCACCGACCUUAUACCUGUUAAAGUGGACGGCAAGGACGGCGUGGUGGACAAGGACAACGGUAUCCGCGUGUCGACCCCCGAGCAGCUCGCCAAGCUGAAGCCCGCCUUCAUCAAGCCGCACGGCACCGUCACCGCCGCCAACGCUUCGUUCUUGACUGACGGUGCGUCGGCCUGCCUGGUGAUGUCGGAGGCCAAGGCCAAGGAGCUCGGCCUCAAGCCCAAGGCCUACCUGCGUGACUUCACUUACGUCGCACAGGACCCCGUGGACCAGCUGCUGCUGGGACCCGCGUACGAUCCCAAGAUCCUGGACAAAGCCGGGCUCAAGAUGAGUGACGUCGACACCUGGGAGAUCCACGAGGCCUUCGCUGGUCAAAUCUUGGCUAACUUGAAGGCUAUGGACUCUGAUUGGUUCGCCCAGACUUAUCUUGGCCGCCAGACUAAGGUGGGUGCUCCGGACCUGGACAAGUGGAACAAGUGGGGUGGCUCGCUCUCUAUUGGACAUCCCUUCGCUGCUACUGGGGUCCGUCUAGCCAUGCACACUGCCCACCGUCUCGUCCGUGAAGACGGCCAGUUCGGCGUGAUCUCGGCCUGCGCCGCCGGCGGACAGGGAGUCGCCAUGAUCCUCGAGAGGCACCCCGACGCUACCACCAACUAAACCGCUGCUACGGACGUAGCCCAAUAACACAAAAACUACCAAAAUGAAAGAACUUUCAAAAGUGGCAACACCAAAGAUAUUGUCAAAAUGGAAGCCGUUAUUUUUUGUAAAUCACGAUCACCGAAACCGUUUGUUGAUUAUGGUAAUUUUUAAUAGAAAAUUUAUAAAUUGGCAAAUUAAUAAUCUGGGCUAUGUCCAUAACUCUUGAAAGAUUUGAUGUAACUGUGAGAUAAUAUGUAUAACCUUAAGAUAUAACUGAAUUGUUUAGAAUGUACCGAAAACUAAGCCAACUUCCCGUAACAGACUUUUUAAAGUAGAAAUAAACAAAACUUCUAAUAGAUCUUGUAAAUACGAGAUUGAGUUCAUCAUAAAUGUAUAAAAAAACUAUUUUUAUACAAAAUGUACACAAAAUCAAACAUAUAAAAUUAAGUUAGGCUCUAUUUUGAAUUGUAAUCUGUUAGUUCGACGUGUGUAAGGUUGAAACCUGAUAUUUAUUUCAUAUUCAUUAGUCGUAAGAGUAUGUAUCUGAUGAUUAUAAUUGUUAAUAAAAUUUAUUCGAGAAU